Molecule: messenger RNA, 1965 nt
Organism: Parnassius apollo (apollo)
Lineage: Eukaryota; Metazoa; Arthropoda; Insecta; Lepidoptera; Papilionidae
Source: the annotation of a GenBank genome assembly
AUGGAACACGCGCGACCUCCCGUAGGAUUAGUGCUCGAAGGCGGCACCGCUGCUCGAGCAGACUCAUGGCGCAAGUGGCGGAAACAAUUUGAGAUGUUUCUUAAAGCCUCGGGAGUGGCUAACGAGAAAAGUUCAGUGCAAGCUAGUUUACUGGUCAACCUCAUUGGAUCGCUGGGUUACGAAAUUUAUUCGACCUUCACGAUUGUCUGUGGUAUCAUAAGUAACAUUGUACGUGAUCGGCUACUUCGUACGGAUGAUUUAACAUUAGAAAAGGCGGUCCAGAUAUCUGAAGUGGCAGAAAUAUCGAAGGGGGAAAGUUCAUGCAUCGAAAAUGGUCCUGGCGGUAGUGAAAUGCGAGUUCAUGCUGUAAGGGAUGCAAGCGGUCGCAGCUACGGUGGUGUAAGACGCAGCCGUGAAUGCACAAAGGGCCGCUGCCUGGGGGUCGCCGGGGCGCGUCUGGAGCUGGCGCUGGACGCGGCAGCAUGCGGGCCGCCAGCCGAGCGCGAGGAGCUGCACGGUCACCUACCAGCCCUCCGCAUCCAUCAUCCCCACCAGAAGGCUUGGUGGUCGGCUGGGUCUUCUCGGACUCCGCAAGCGGCACCCGCCGCUGGUGGAGCACGUCGCAUGCGUUGGUCACAAGAAAUGAAUGCAAACGCACUGCGGGCGUACUUUAGGGCAAAAGGGGAAGAAACUGGAUGUUUGGCGUAUCGGGCUAGGAUGCAUCGUCUUUUUGCUGAGCUGGAGCCAUCUUUAAUCGUCACAGAGCAAAACCUGGCAGACCGAGUUCGGUAUAUCUUGCGCUCAAAUAUUUUUGAUGUCGCCGAACUCGAACGGCUACGACGUGAGGCUGUUCCCUCGUCGGAUGAGAAUGCUACGGCUGAGGAUGCGGCGCCACAAAUGGUAGAGCAACCCGCAAACGUGGAUGCCGCCGUGAAUACCCCAGUUGUGGUUGAUUCAAACGAUGAUGGAACAGUCGCCCAGGAACUGGAAUUAGAGCAUAUGAGGAGUAUAUUGGAAGAGGCGAUUGUGGAAACGCGCAGUACGCCUCUCGAAAAUCGACCGCGACUUCCCCGCAUAGCCCUAAGCAAGCGGAAUCGGGCUAUCGUGAGGGCUCUGAACCCAAUGCUGGUUACAUAUUUGGAAGCCAGCCGGGACCUUUGCGAGACGGACUCUAUUCUUUUUGGCGCCGCGCUGACAGUCUGCCGUAUCAUAGGCGCGAAGGUUUCCACGGCUGGACGCGCUACUGGCCAUAGUAGCGCUAUCCCAGCAUGGAGAAGAAGAAUUGAGGAACGUAUCGCAAAGGCUAGAGCUCUCAUCGGCAGACUGAUAUGCUUCAGAUCAGGCAACAACAGGCCAAGAAUUGUGCGCACCGUCAGGAUGGCGUUUGCUGGGACAAAUGUCAGUUUGUCCCAGCCGGAUAUAACGCAAAAACUGACGGAGCGCAUAGAUGAUCUGAAGCAGAGAAUCGCUGCUUGGGGAAAGCGGAUUCGGCGAUAUACCGAGAGGUCGACACGGUUCAACCAGAAUCGUCUCUUCCAGAGCGAUCAGAAGAGGCUCUAUGAAUCAUUGGAGCGACCAAUGGUAAGUGGAACGGGUCCAGCACCGAAUCAGGCCGACACUGUAGCAUUCUGUCGUGGCCUGUGGUUAGAGCCCGUUAACCACAGCGAGGGCCCUUGGACGGAAGUUGUGGCGAGUCAGUGUAAGGGUAUUACGCCCAUGGACCCCGUCAUCAUAACGCCGGAUGACGUAGCUGAGGCGGUCCGUAGGGCCCCGAACUGGAAAAGUCCGGGGCUUGACGGGCUGCAUCACUACUGGCUGAAGGGGUUCAUGGUGUGUCACUCUGUGCUCGCCCGACAGUUUCAAGAGGCUCUCAACCAGAAGUCGCUCCCAAGCCUCUUCACUACUGGGAUCACUCAUUUGGUUCCUAAAGACCAGGAAAAAGCAACUACGCUGCUGCUACUAUAG